Kwoniella shivajii is the source of this 1071-nucleotide messenger RNA. RefSeq lists its product as uncharacterized. Lineage: Eukaryota; Fungi; Basidiomycota; Tremellomycetes; Tremellales; Cryptococcaceae. The transcript has 2 exons. The record is from RefSeq and is a predicted model, not a curated record. Bases 1 to 1071 code for a protein of 356 amino acids.
AUGGGAUACAUUGUUGACUCCGAAUCUGAGGAUACCGUCUCACAGACAAAUGACGCUCAGAACUCAAAGCAGACUGCUGAUAUCGUCUCUGCGCUUACAACGAAAUAUCCUAAUUCGGCCUCCCAAGAAAUCCUCAAGCUUCACCGUGAUGGCCAUAAUCUUCGAGACCCAAGCGCAUUGCUAGAAUCAUCAGACUUCCGUAAUGCGAUCAAGAAACGCCUUAAUAGCAUCGACCACAAAGCUAUCUCCAAGGCAUAUUUCGACGAGAAACGUAACGACGCAGAUUGUAUCUUACCUUUGCUUGGCGGCUAUAAUUUCGAUGUAAAUAAAGUAUUAUUCGUGAACGCGGGAGUAAGGCUCUCCGAAUCGAAGCCGAGAAGUGUAAUCUGCUUUGAAACCCCCGAUUCCGAAUUCGUCAGCUAUCAGAGGUCAAUCUUGGCAUGGGCAGAGCAGCUCAGAUCACCUUUCGCCUCGGGCACUAACGUAGAAUAUCACAAGAAUUAUCGAGGCAAGUCAUUUAUAGACACACGAAGCGCAGCAGAUGUGGUCGACAGAGCAUUACAAUUGAGUAUAGUAGGUCUCUGUAAGUGGUUGACUGGGACUGAGGAGGGUCAAAUGAAGUCUUGGACGCUCGGUGAAAUCAGGCCCUUCGUCGAUGAUGAGGCGGUGAUUGCAGGAGCCCAAUCGCACAUGAAUGCAUGGUGCGAUCACCCGGUUAAACGGACCACUUUGUCCAAGACAUCUGAUACCAAGACAUCUGAUACCAAGACAUCUGACACCAAGACAUCUGACACCAAGACAUCUGUUACCAAAACAUCUGUUACCAAAACAUCCAAGCCCAAGAGACUUGAUCCGUUGUCUUGCGGGCCUGAAGACGUGUAUGUUGCGUGGUAUGGUUUAGAUCGCGACGAUUCAGGUUUGAGAACGAAGCUGCAGGAUACAUUGGACGGACUCUCUGAACCGAGGGAAGCUCCUAUUCCUCCAGGAACGGGAUUCUGGGGCGAGGAAUUGAACUGGAACGGAACGGGAUAUGAUGAGAUAGUAAAAGAGAGUAAUGCGGACAAGGAGUAA